UGAGCGCAGGCGGCGGGAUCUCGCUCCUUUUUACCGCCAUCAGAUCUGGGUCCUUUUCCCUCUCAGGCUGCCUCCCUUGCUCGCCACAUCACAGCCGAACCAUCAAGUGAAGAACUAAAACCGGUCAAGCAACAACAUGGCAGACAUUGACAACAAAGACCAAGCCGAGAUGGACCCUGCAGAUAUGGAGGACGUGGAAGAGGUGGAGGAGGAGGAGACCGGAGAGGACAGCAAAGCUCGUCAGCUGACGGUGCAGAUGAUGCAGAACCCCCAGGUGCUGGCAGCUCUGCAGGAGAGGCUGGACGGGCUGGUGGGCUCGCCGUCUGGAUACAUGGAGAGCUUACCGAAGGUGGUGAAGCGGCGUGUGAACGCCUUGAAGAACCUGCAGGUGAAGUGUGCCCACAUCGAGGCCAAGUUCUACGAGGAGGUGCACGAGCUGGAGAGGAAGUACGCAGCCCUCUAUCAGCCCCUCUUCGACAAGCGUAGUGAAAUCGUCAAGGCUGCGUACGAGCCCACGGAUGAGGAGUGUGAAUGGAAGGCAGAUGAGGAGGAAGAGCUGAGCGUAAGUAAGCAGGACGAGAUGAAGGACAAGGCGAAAGUGGAGGAGGAGAAGAAGGAUGAGGAGAAGGAGGACCCCAAAGGCAUCCCCGAGUUUUGGCUGACCGUCUUCAAGAACGUGGACCUUCUCAGCGACAUGCUGCAGGAGCACGAUGAGCCAAUUCUGAAGCACUUACAAGACAUUAAAGUCAAAUUCUCAGAUGCUGGCCAGCCAAUGAGCUUUACAUUAGAAUUCUACUUUGAGCCCAACGACUUCUUCACAAACACGCUGCUGACGAAAACCUACGUCAUGCGCUCCGAGCCCGAUGAGACCGACCCCUUCUCCUUCGACGGCCCAGAGAUCAUGCGCUGCACAGGGUGUCCAAUUGACUGGACGAAGGGCAAGAACGUCACACAGAAGACCAUCAAGAAGAAGCAGAAGCACAAGGGGCGCGGCACAGUGCGGACAGUCACCAAGACCGUCCCCAACGACUCAUUCUUCAACUUCUUCACUCCCCCAGAAGUUCCAGAAAGUGGUGAAAUGGACGAGGACUCUGAGGCCGUGCUGGCUGCAGACUUUGAGAUUGGCCACUUCAUCCGCGAGCGCAUCGUUCCCCGGGCUGUGCUCUACUUCACAGGAGAGGCCAUCGAAGACGACGACGAUGAUUAUGACGAGGAGGGCGAGGAAGGUGAUAAUGAGGAGGGAGAGGAAGAGGCGGAUGAGGAGAACGAUCCAGAAUACGAUCCCAAGAAGGACGGCAAUCCCCCAGCGGAGUGCAAGCAGCAGUGAUGUCUGCGCCGCCACCACCCCUCUCCCCCCAUCUGACGGCCUUCUGGAUCAACUGCACUGUAACCGCUUCUCCAAUUAAAACAUAGUUACUUACCGCCUUAUAAUGUUUUGUAUUUUUCUUGGUAGAAAUGGAUUUCACUAAACCAACCAACCGACAACUACAAGAGUAAAAGAUUUUUUUUGUUUGUUUUUGUUACAAUGAAGAAAAUAUGGAAGAACUCCGAUGUGAGCUGUGGUUCAGCUCCACAUGCGUAGUAUUUUAUUUAGAUUUUAUUUUAUUUUUUUGUUCUCUUUAUAUUUUUUUCCUCUGUACAAAUAGUUAGAAUGCAGAAACCCCCCCCCUCAGAAAAAAAGCAUGUAUCUCACUGCUUAAAAAAAUGGGGGGAAAUAGUUUGGGUUCUUAUCAAGUCUUUUGUCGUAUCGCUCUUGGACAACAGCUGUAGAACAAAAUGUCUUGUCUGUGGGGAAGAGGAGGAGGAGGGUGGGGUAUAGGAAAAACAGAAGUGUGCACACUGGGGGGAGAAAAAACAAAACAAAAACCUUGUUUAUACGUUCCGACACUUAACAAGUUCCAUGCCCCCACUGAUCGGUAACCAAAGCUAUGGACACCCUGGCUGCAUGAAAUGUUUGAGGUAUGCGUGGUGUUGUGUGAAGCGAAGUGUGUGUCUGUUUUUACACUGUUGGAAAUUGAGCUGUUCGUCUGUUCUGUAUUGCAGAAACGGACAUCUUUUGGCCCACAAAAAGGGAGUGAAAAAGUUGAGGCGAGUAACUAAUAUCAACAUUCCACUUGGAUCAAAGUGACACUUCACGAGCGUUCAGAUUAGCAUAUCGAUACUCAAGUCAAUUGUAGUUUCUUUUCUUGAGCGUUUUUACACAAUGUUAGGUGACCAAUUAUUAAAAUCGUAAAAUCUGGAUAUUCCUGACUAAAGUGAACCUCCUUUUUAAAAAGGUGUCAAGGGAAAAGUGUUAGCCUUACAUUCCAGCAGAUAUACAAGUCCCAUUGAACGGUCGUAAUAGGAAAAGGGUUAGAGUACUAGUUGGCCAUGCCAGUGCCUCUGCUCCCCGCAUUCCCCGAUUGUGGCCCUUGGGGCCCGCUGGUGCAUGUUCGAUCUUUUUCUAUAGCAGUUUAUACUAUUUCUCCAACAUGUCGACAGUGGUGUCCUCUCCCCUUAUGAAGCACUUUCACCCUUUUUCCUCACCAAUAUGAAUCGGGUGGUCAAGUGUAGCUUACCAACAAGGCUGCACUUCAAUGGCAGGGUAGAUGGUAGGGUUUUCCUUUUUUUUCUGGAUUUUUCCCGGAAUCAGUUUAAAGAGUCUCACUGGUCGCACGUGGCCGCUUCUCCCGCUUCCUAUUGGGUCUUCCUCACCCUCUAUAAUUAGGAGGACUCCGUAGUCUUGUUCUUGUGGGUUGCCCAUGGAUGGUGAAACGUAGGUGUGUGUGUGAGACACACGUGUGUUCUAGCAUAGCCUACUGCAGUGCAUUUGCUGCCCAGAGAGCCGAUAACCAGCAGCAGCAGCAGGAGGAGGAGGGGGGCCACUUAGAAUCCAGUCUGCCCCUGACCACUGAGAGCAAGGCCCGUCACUGUGAAGGGGAAGCGCGUGUGUUUGUGAAAGUGUGUGUGUGUGUGUGAGAUUGGUAGAUGGUAUGUGACUGAAACUACCAUGUCCUUUGCUGACGUCCUGCUUGGGUAUUGAUGGAUGCUGUCGCUUGUAGCUCAACUCAGCAGAAGUUUCCUUAAAUAAAAAAAAACCUGAUGAGCAAUACUGUUAAGGGGAACAAACCGAAACUAAAAAUAAAUAUGUAAAAAUAUGGCACCGGCUUUUUGUUGGGUCAGUUGUUAAGGUGUGUGUGUGUGCGUGCGUGCGUGCGUGUGUGUGUGUGUGUGUGUGAGGCGCAGGUGUCCAGCCUCUUUUGUGCUCCCCGGGUUAUAAUGUUGAAUAUGUACCUGUCAGGGGGUCCAAUGGGAUUGUGUGUUUCUUGGUCCUCUCUAAGCAGCUGUUGUCAAAGCAAAAUGCCAUGCUACAAAAUACUAAUGUACUCAAUAAAACUGUAAGUGUAUGUAUAUUCAUGAAUAAAUUGGUUAAACGUGA
Molecule: messenger RNA, 3418 nt
Organism: Engraulis encrasicolus (European anchovy)
Lineage: Eukaryota; Metazoa; Chordata; Actinopteri; Clupeiformes; Engraulidae
Gene: nap1l1
Product: nucleosome assembly protein 1-like 1
Exons: 15
Coding region: 137-1327 (396 amino acids)
Biological process (GO): nucleosome assembly
Cellular component (GO): chromatin; nucleus
Molecular function (GO): histone binding; chromatin binding
Source: RefSeq, a predicted model, not a curated record